Molecule: messenger RNA, 2603 nt
Organism: Monascus purpureus
Lineage: Eukaryota; Fungi; Ascomycota; Eurotiomycetes; Eurotiales; Aspergillaceae
Source: the annotation of a GenBank genome assembly
AUUAUUCUCAGGAUUAGUAUUAUGUGCGUCUUUGAGUCUUGACUCCUUGUGGAUCAUGAUUUUGUCAUAGGGAUCUCUGCUGUGGUCGCGGUGGAGUUGUCCUGCCCACUUUGUGCCUCAUCGCAGUGCAGUCCUGCUCGGCAUUAUUCUCUGUUAUUCUUCUUUUAAGACUCGCCAAUUCCCCUGAUCCGGCCUGAUUGACCCGGUCAGAAUAACUUCAUCUCGUCUCGUCUCGUCUCGUCUCGUCCAGAUCGACGCCAUUCGCGCAUCCAGGGUCAGCUCAGCCGCGCUCGUCCAACCAAGGCUCCAGUUCGUCGGAUCCGGCCAUUCCUGCAUCCAUCCCUUCUCCUCCUAUUCCUCUGUUUCCCCUCCCUUCGUGUGGACGCCCUCCCUUGUCCUCGCUCUUCGGCUUUACUGUUUCCAUCUCAACUUGUCUCUCCUUUAUUCUCAGAUCGUUCUCAUCCUCGGUUCUUUCAUUCACUUUGUCCUCGCUGCAUUCCUUUUUGCUCACCAUAUAACCGCCAGCAACUCGUGCCACAGAACAGAAGACACAGGAGGAAAGGGAAAACAAAUAGAAAAAAGAAAAGGGAACAAAGGGUUAUCCCCUGUUUUAAUCUACUGUCCGCGAAACCUGCACGACGAGGAUUCCGGCUUCUCCAGUCAUUCCCUCUUACUCGGAACGAACCUCUGCGAGCGAACUUCGAUAAGACCCAAUCCAUCGGUUCUCCCGUUGCAACCUGCGAACGAAACCUGGUUCGGCGGGCGUGCAGCCUCUCCAACAGGACCGAUACACUCCUAUUCCGGCGGGCUCCAGGUCUCUGGACCGCUUCUGUGCGACCUAAUCUGACAUCACGAGAAUUUGGUUUCCUCCACUGUUAAAUAUUAGACGCAAACACUCUCCCUUCUCAGCCCUCCCACUACCAUAGCAUAUCUAUUUCGCCUUGUAUGGCUGGCGUUCAGUCUCCGCCCAAAAUGACCGACUUUCGACCUCCCAUGCAUCAUGGGGUUCAUCGGAAGCCUUUGCCCCCAACAACGCAACACGCAUACUCUUUUCAGGUUGGCGAUGCCCCUCCGUUCCAGCAGCCACUCGUCCGUCAUCCCUCAGGCCCCUCGUCCACUGCUGGCCGCACGCGUACCUCGCUCUCAAGUACGAUGCCGUAUGCGACCGCUCCAAUCUAUCCUACAAAGCCCCCCCUGCCGCAUACCAUGACUACUCCUGUCAAUUUUCCACCUACGAGACGCCUGUCAAGCGGUACAACCUCGACUAGCUCGACGGGAAACUUUGGCUUCCAAGGUCCCCCGAGUGCGAACGUGGAUGUUCACCGAAGCUCCUCAUCACGUUCCACUAAUGCCCAACUGGGAUACGUAGCGCUGAUGCGCAGACAGAAGGCGACCGUUUGGUGCGACCGGGCACAGCCAGAAGAUCCUCGGAUCCGCGCUCAGAAACUUGCAGAAAAGAAGCGAGCGUACCGCGAGAUCAAUGUGGCGGGCAGCCGAGUAGGCACUCACGGAAGUGGCAAGACCAAACACAAAGACAAGGGCACGACUGAGUUCUCACCAUCGACACUCGUUAGCGGUGCGGUACCGGUGCGGCUUAGUGCCAACGAAGUCGGUGAUGAUGCCGAUGAUGAGAUUCCCAUGGACGGUAAUUUGCCUCAUCGUCGGACGGGCAGUGGCCGUAGUUCCCAGAGCGGUCGCUUUCCUAGCGGAUACCAACGACCCAAUCCAGGCCCUACGAGUAUCAGUGGCACACCCCCUCCGAACGAGAAGACGGAUCUACCAGGUGUUUCAGAGAAGCAGGAGCAUGAGCAGGAAGCAAAGAACGAGUCACAUAGCAGAUUCGAUGAUGAUGACAACAGUAUCGGAAGUGAGCCGGAGGAAAGCUUUGGAACUGUGGGCGAUAUGGCUGCACCUCGAGCGGCUUUGACUGCGGUUCAGAAGGCAAAGAGGGCAGACGAAUUACGACGAAGUGGUAGUGUUGACGAUAGAACAACGUCCUUGACAGGCGUGAGGCUCUUUGUUGCCAAUCCAGAUUUGAGUGAUUAGGCUGGGGUCUUUUUCUUAUUUCUUCUGCAGUGGCGUUGGUGUUUCGAGAGCGUCGUCACACUGGAUUGUCGAAGACAGCCUUUUGCGCCGCGUCACUAAGACCAGUGGAUGCUUCAACCUGGGCCAAGACAGUGUUCUGUUUUUGGGGGCUUCUUUGCUCGGCGGCUUCGUGGAUUCGAGGUCUUGAACGACAAGCCGUGUGUGAUGUCGAUGAUCUUGUUGGUUUUUUACAGUCUCUUUUCAUUUCAUUUCAUCUUCUACCCCAUUAUGGCAAUGUUUGAUUGCGACCUUUCUGGACUUAAUUCCCUCAUCUCAUGUUCGUGUUCGAUUACUGGUUUAAUCCUUCCUGCAUGUGCUUUGCAUAGUGCUCUUACGACCCAGGUUGAAUCUGGUCUUCCUGGAAUUGUUCUCCUGAUUUCUGCCCACUUGCAUUACGACUCUUCUUGUUUCUUCACUGGUACCUCUGGGCCAUUGCUCAUACCUUUACACAGCUCGCUGGCAGAUCUAGCCGUAAUAAUAACAACCGAAUUGUACAUACGAAUUGCAUAGUAGUUGGU